Xyrichtys novacula (pearly razorfish) is the source of this 378-nucleotide messenger RNA. The record is from the annotation of a GenBank genome assembly. NCBI's taxonomy places the organism in Eukaryota, Metazoa, Chordata, Actinopteri, Labriformes, Labridae.
AUGUUUGCUGCAAUGAUCCACAAACCUUCUCUUAAACUGACCCUAAAUAUUCCCACCACCCCAGUCCAACCCCUUCCUCAUGGUGGCUACCAGUCCUACCCGCCCUACAGUCAGCCGUACAACCCUGCGCUAGUGGCGUACAACAACGACCAAGGAGGCGAAGAGGAGGAGGAGGAGGAUGAAGAGGAGGAGGAGCAAGACCCUUAUUACCGUGGCUACCCCCAACAGUACCGCCCCCAGCCGCCCUCCAGACAGGCCUACGGGUACCACUCGAACCCCGCCCACUCUGAGGAUACAGAGCUGAGGUCACCGGGCGUCUCCAGGAGGUUUCCACGUGACGUUGUUGUCAUGGAGGAGAGCGAGGAGGGAAAACGUUAG